This is a messenger RNA of Penicillium bovifimosum, 2526 nucleotides long. Its product is annotated as ubiquitin ligase complex subunit HRD3. The record is from RefSeq and is a predicted model, not a curated record. Gene Ontology annotation, molecular function: protein binding. The coding region runs from base 1 to 2526 and encodes 841 amino acids. Gene Ontology annotation, cellular component: endoplasmic reticulum membrane. The transcript has 3 exons. Gene Ontology annotation, biological process: ERAD pathway. Lineage: Eukaryota; Fungi; Ascomycota; Eurotiomycetes; Eurotiales; Aspergillaceae.
AUGAGGACGCCGCUAUCUCACCUACUCUCGGCCCUGCUGCUAUUACAGACAUGCGCAGCUGGGCCUAGCCAACUGCUCACUGACCAAACAAGGUCUACGGCACUCGGAAACGAUGCUGAUCACCAACUCCCGUUCGCUGCCGAGCAACCAGAACCCCGACCCAUGACCCUUCUGCAACCGGAGAAGUCAAGAGGAUUACUAGGGACUGCCGUACACUUUGGCCGCCAAACGGUCCGGUUUCUAUUUUUGAAUGGCCCUAACACCGGAAAGACCGAGCGAAAACUGGAUACAAAGCUCGCAGGGGCAGUGGAGGAGUUGAAAGCGGUCGCAGAUGAAGACCGCGACCCAGACGCGAUGUUCCUGUUGGCCGAGAUGAACUUCUAUGGCAACUUCUCCCACCCCCGCAAUUUCAAAGAGGCUUUCCGUUGGUAUCACGAAUUAGCCUGGCUGGACGGAAACAACACAGCCCAAAAUAUGGUCGGAUUCAUGUAUGCCACAGGCAUUGGGGGUGCAGUCGAACGCGACCAGGCAAAGGCUCUCAUGUAUCAUGAAUUUGCAGCAGAAUCAGGAAAUACCCGCUCGCAAAUGACGCUCGCAUACCGCUAUCAUACCGGCAUUGGAACACCUAAGGACUGUGAUCAUGCGAUCUUCUACUACAAGAAAGUCGCAGAUAAGGCGGUUGAGCACUACCGCUCUGGCCCUCCGGGUGGUAGCGCUAUGAUUCGAGAGUCUUAUCGUUGGGCAGAUGAAGAAGGUGGUGUCUACGGCCCGGGAGCCAGUGUGUCGAGCUCGGGUCAAAAUGCACGGGACUCUGCCCAUACUGCGUCUGAGGCUAGUGUCGAAGACAUACUAGAAUACUUGGAUCUCAUGUCCCGGAAGGGUGAACUAAAGGCCACUUACACUCUCGGCAAGAUGAAUUUCGAGGGAGCUCGAGGCUUGCCGCGUAACUUCCGACGGGCCAUGAGGUAUUUCAAGGUUGUGGCAAAGAAAUAUUGGAACAAGGAUGGCUCCGUCCACUCGAACCCACCUGCCGGGCUUGAUAAGCUGGCAUCCAAGGCCGCAGGACAUAUUGGGUUGAUGUAUCUUCGCGGCGAAGGCGUGGAGCAACACUAUCCUACUGCUCUCACUUGGUUCCGACGUGGCGUUGCGAACGGUGAUGCUUUGUGCCAGCAUUGGAUGGGCCUGGUGUACCUCAAUGGUUACGGGGUUCCACAGGAUGGUUACAAAGCGUCUCAAUAUUUCAAAGCGGCGGCAGAGCAGGACCUCCCGGCCUCAGAAUCACGAUUGGGCGCUCUGUUCCUGGAUCAAGGAGACGUGGCUACCGCAACACGUUACUUUGAGUUGGCUGCCCGCUGGGGUUGGAUGGAGGCAUACUAUUACCUGGCCGAGAUGGCCAAUUUUGGCAUCGGUAGACAGCGACACUGUGGCGUGGCCGCCGCCUACUACAAAAUGGUUGCCGAGAAAGCAGAGAUCAUACACUCGGCCUUCCCGGAGGCAAACGAGGCUUACGAAGCUGGUGACAAGGAGGGCGCACUUAUCCCAUCUAUGAUGGCCGCAGAGCAAGGCUACGAGAACGCACAGGCUAAUGUGGCUUACCUGCUCGACGAGCAUCGCUCUGUACUCUCCUUGAACUCCAUUCUCCCGUGGGUUGGAAAGGCUCGCUCCUCGCUACUGCGCAAUGCGCAGCUGGCGUUGAUCUACUGGACCCGUUCUUCGAAGCAAGCUAACGUUGACUCGUUGGUCAAGAUGGGUGACUAUUACCUGUCUGGCACGGGUACAGCCAUUGACGCCGACAAGGCCUCGACCUGUUACCACAACGCCGCUGAAGCGCAUCACAGUGCGCAGGGCUAUUGGAACCUAGGCUGGAUGCAUGAAAAUGGAGUUGCAGUCGACCAGGAUUUCCACAUGGCCAAGCGGUAUUAUGAUUUGGCUCUCGAUCUCAGUCCCGAGGCGUAUCUACCUGUGAAGCUCAGUCUGAUCAAACUCCGUAUCCGUGGAUAUUGGAAUCGCAUCACUAACGGUGAUGUCAAUCCCAUCCGCGAGGAUGAAGGUAAAGCAGCCUCUUGGUCCCCUUGGCCCCUCGAACUCAAGCCCAUUUGUUUAGCUCGUCGCUCACACUUUUUAUUAGAAUCGAGACCCCGUCGCACAUUCAGUGAGUGGGUCAAAACCUUCAUCGAGAACGACGAGGAAAGCUAUUACGAAGACCUUUACGAUCAACAACGGGGCGAGGAUGAUGAGUAUCGUGGCUUGGAAUCUGAAAGCCACGAGGAUGGCUACUAUGAUGACUUGGAUCUCGAUAUCGACGAGGGUAUGCUCGAGGGUCUCUUAAUUGUUGGAUUGGCAGCUGCGCUGUUGGUCAUGGUUUAUUUCCGACAACAGCAGCAGCUACGCAAUCGACAAAACGAGAACGCCAAUGGCAAUGCCAAUCCCCAAAAUGGUAACGGGAAUGCCAAUGACCGUGGCUUUUUCCCUCAGCCUGGUGAUCCCGAGUUUGGGCAAUGGGUAGCAGGAGGAGUUGGCCAUUGA